AUGGAGAAGAUACUUGGUCUAAAAGGCAAUAACUACCUUUUGGUAAGAGGUAAAUUGGGAAGGAGUAGGCCCCCAACAAUGCAUCUCCCUGGAGGCAAUCAUGCCUAUGGAAUGGCUAAUAAAUAUGAUAAAGAUGCUAUUAAGAAAUUGACUAAUUCUUGGACAAAUCAUAUACAUUCAGAGGAGAAGCUGCCAAAUAUCGACUACAUCAGGUUGAAUAAAGUAGGAUGUAAAUAAGAAGAUCAUAAAUCCCAGGGACUUAUCUCUCCUUAGAAAACAGCAAGAGCCUCCCAGACAAGCUGUUAGAAGAGGUAGAAAGAAGGAUUAUUUAAAAUUUCAAGCUGACAUGACUAUUUCUUACGGGAAACCUGUUGAUUAUCACAACUCAAUGAAACAAUUAAUGUCAGGUGAGUAUGGCUCAAAAGCUGAAAGAGAGACUAUAUCUAAGUAUGAGUUUCACAGUCAGCAGAAAUCAAAGAGCCGGUACAAGAAAGCAAUUCAGAUGACAAAGGCAUCUAGCAUCUUGGCUAAAUACAAAGACGAGAUGAAUAAUCUGAACUCUUUGGAAAAUUUCAAGCUUAAGAAAUACAAAGACGUCAAGUCCAAGGUCAGAGAGGUUAUCGACCAGCAGAUCCAAAGGAUGAAUAAUAAAAGAGAAGCAAAUACAAGAAAUACUUAAUGAUAAAAUUCAAGAAUUCAAGCUGCGGUAAAUGCUCAUAAGGAGACUGAGCUGGAAAAUUCCUUAACCAAAGAAGGCAAAUUUAACACUUUAAGGAUCGUAAAUAUAAAAAGAUUUAUGC
Messenger RNA from Moneuplotes crassus, 800 nucleotides. NCBI's taxonomy places the organism in Eukaryota, Ciliophora, Spirotrichea, Euplotida, Euplotidae. The record is from the annotation of a GenBank genome assembly.